Molecule: messenger RNA, 1958 nt
Organism: Talpa occidentalis (Iberian mole)
Lineage: Eukaryota; Metazoa; Chordata; Mammalia; Eulipotyphla; Talpidae
Gene: PROK2
Product: prokineticin 2
Source: RefSeq, a predicted model, not a curated record
GCGCCAUGAGGAGCCCGCGCUGCGCCCCGCUGCUGCUCCUGCUGCUGCUGCCGCCGCUGCUGCUCUCGCCCGCCGGGGACGCCGCGGUCAUCACCGGGGCCUGUGACAAGGACCCCCAGUGUGGUGGAGGCAUGUGCUGUGCUGUUAGUAUCUGGGUUAAAAGCAUAAGGAUUUGCACACCGAUGGGCAAAGUGGGAGACAGCUGCCACCCGCUGACUCGCAAAAACCAUUUUGGAAAUGGAAGGCAGGAAAGAAGGAAGAAGAAGAGAAGAAAAAAGAAAAAGGUUCCAUUUUUUGGGCGGAGAAUGCAUCACACUUGUCCUUGUAUGCCCGGCUUAGCCUGUUUACGAACGUCAUUUAACCGGUUUAUUUGUUUAGCCCGAAAGUAAUCACUUUAGAGUAGUAACUUUAAAUGUGAACAGCCACAUGAUGUAUGUAAAGCAUAUUUACUUGUGAUUGUGCCAAACAAAUAAGAUGCCAGAAAAAAAUGCUGUUGCUUCCUCAACUUUCCAAGUCACAUUUUAUCUUUGCCUUUUAAAUGAUGAUUUUUUUUUUUUAUUGAAAGAAGAUUUUAAUUUUGGAUAGAAAUAUAAAGCGCAAGUCAUUAUGGAAGUGGUUCUCAUUUCCCAGUUUGUGUUUUGGUUUGGUUUGGCUUUCUUUAUGCCAAUAACACCCAUUUUCACAAAAAGAGGGGAAUAAGAAUUUGGUGUUUUGUGCAAGUUUUUCUUUCUUAACUCCCUCUCACCUCCUACUUUGGUCUCUGGUCUGUCACCCCUCAAAGAAUUUUCUGGCCCUCACUUUUUUCUCCCUUUCCUUCAUGGCCCCUCUAGCAUUUUAAAAGGGCUGAGAGAGACAAAAUCCUUUAGUUUGAUGGCAGAAUCACUGAUGAGAAUCAAGCUUUUGCCUGAUACUUAAACAGUGAAAGGCGUGUAGUUGAACUGAACCCUCCACACUUCUUUCACUGGAGUGGAGAAUGGGGGGGUGCUUCCAGACUCUCCCUGAACCUGUCUAUGCACGUGGACUUCCAGGUCUGCUGUUUGAUCCGUGCGAAGGAAUGGAAAGUCAAUUUAGUCCAUAUUUCUAGAUCUGUGUUUUUAAAAAAGAUUUAUUUUCCAAUAGAAUAUUACAUUUCUUUCUUUUUUAAAGUUUAUUUUUGAAACAUCUCAGUUAGAAAUGUUCCAGAAAAUGUCACUUGAAGAGGAAGUGUGACCAUUGUUAAAUCAGCAUUAAGUUGUAAUUUAAACUUUAUUUGUAAUCAGAAGGUCUUUUGUAAUGAGUUGCCUGACUUCCUGCCAUUUGUACCUGUAUCAAUAUUGCUGUGUAAAAAUUCUGUAUCAGAAUAAUGACAGUACUGUAUAUCAUUUGAUUUAUUUUAAUAUUAUAUCCUUAUUUUUGUCACAGUUGUUGUCAGUUUUUAUUAUAAGCAGAUUUCUAUACAGCCCACAUUCUAAAAUGGGGUAAAGCCUCCGAAAUUGGUAAAUUAGCACUAACAGUAUGUGCAUUUUCAUUUACAUACAGAAAAAUUCUGUUUGCAUGUGUUUUAAGACAGCACAAAAAAUAAACAAUGUGUAAAAUCACUGAGGUUUUGGAGUAUGAAGGACAAUUAUGACCUGUCAAACCAAUUGUAAUCAGGAAUGGACUCCUGGGAUUUCCCUGUAUUGAUUCAGCAAAUAGUGAUGGCGUGUUUACGUGGAUGGUUAGGCACGCCCCUGGAUGCUAAGUGUACAGUGGUGCCAAUGUAGUCUGACCUGGAAAAAACCCUCCAAGAAUUGUAAAUGAAUUCAGCAUCGCAAAUAAACAACUUACAAAAUGUGUUUAACUGACUAAACUUGACCAUGCCAACCCACUGUUUGAAAGAGAUUGUGUCCAUUUUGUAGGUAUUUACUCAGCGGGAGCUUACAAUUGCUCAUUGCAUGUAACUUUACCCCGUGGGCUGACACAUAGGCUAAAUAUAUGGG